CGAAUCCGUUCCCUAAUUCGAAAUCGAAUGGGGUCGGUCUUGUCGUGCGUGCGUGGCUGCGCGAGCGACUUGACUGCACCCGACCCCCCUCCUCCCAGUCCCCACACACUGCACGCCGCCGCCGGGUCCUCCUAGGGUUUCGCCGCGAUGUCGCUCCGGCCGAGCGAGCGGGAGCAGAUGCGGAAGGGCAACUACAAGCAGACGGUGGACGCGGAGGAGAGCCGCCGCCGCCGCGAGGGCCAGAUGAUGGACAUGCGCAAGGCCAAGCGCGAGGAAAGUCUCCAGAAGAAGCGCUGCGAUGGGUUUCCCGCCUCCGCCGCCGGUGUGCCGCCGAUGGGCCACUCCACCGCGCUCCAGCAGAAGGGUAUGGGUGACGUGGUGGCACUCGAUCUGCUGGGUUCAGAUCUGAUUUUCUUGGUGACGGGAUGGCUUGCCGGCGAUGGUGCAGGCCGUCCACUCCAACGACCCCUCCGGGCAGCUUGAGGCCACCACACAGUUCAGGAAGCUGCUUUCUAUAGUUGAGAUUGGGAUCUUAUGUGCAGUUAGCAUUCCAGAUGGAUAGAGUUUAGGGGUUGAGAUUUGGGCCAUGCUCGAGGUAUUAGGCCAUACCCAAACGUGAGGGUAUGGUCAGUUGUAGCUGUUUCGGGCAAUUGUUGUAUACAGGACUUGACUUGUGGAUUGUGAGCUAUCAAAAUUAGUCGUUGCACCCUCUCAUUUUCAGAUUACUUAAUUUACUGUCUCGUCAGAAAAAAAACAAACCCUAUCCUAUGGCCUCUGCAACAUGCAUAUGACCAUGUAUGCCCAAAAGUUCUGAAAAAAGUUAUACUCCUGAAAGCAUUUGAUUUCAUGAACCACUAUUCUAUUUUUUCCAGUAGUGUUCUGCUUGCAGCUGGGGCAAUUAUCAUUGCAUCCAUGUGUGUGUUUGCGCAUGCAUGUGUGUGUUAUACAUUGUUUUAUUGUCUUAAAAUGGUAUAUGCAGACUAUGUGUGUGUUUGCGCAUUAGUGUGUGUUAUACAUUGUUUUAUUGUCUUAAAAAGGUCAUGGAGAGUCUGCGUACCUCUUUUCAUAUUCUUGUACAUCGUAGAUAGCAGCUUUGAUAUCUUGUGGGAUUCUUGUAUUUGUUGGUGAAUCCAGAUGAGUGCAUGGUACUUCUUUCUUAAUUCCCACUACAACUUUAUGUGAAAGUUAAGUAGUAACUUGCUGAUUGAGUUUCCAUAAAUUUCUCUCGUAGUCCCCCAAUCGAAGAGGUGAUCAGCACAGGAGUGGUGUCGCGAUUCAUUGAGUUUCUUACACGUGAGGACCAUCCCCAACUCCAGUUUGAGGCUGCAUGGGCACUCACCAACAUUGCAUCAGGCACAUCAGAGAACACUAAGGUGGUCGUUGAGAGUGGUGCUGUGCGCCUGUGCCCAUCUUUGUCAAGCUACUCAACUCCCUCAAGCGAGGAUGUUCGUGAAUAGGCAUGCACUAAAUUACAAGAGAUGUGUCUUAUUAUGACCCGGGGCAGAUCCAGAAUUUUUCUAUGACCCAAGCCAAAUCUACCAAAUUUUCUUCUUUUUAUUUUAUCUUAACUAUUUUGUACCAUAUUAAAUAGAGACUUAUAUAGAGUUACAUGGAUCAAGCCCUGGGCCACAGAUCGGGUGGCCUGUGGUGUAGAUCUGCCACUGAUUAUGACUAUGGAUGAGACUUUUGUGAUGUAAUUGAUGAGACUAUGGAUUUAAAUAUUGUUAUGUGAUUGUGUGUGA
Messenger RNA from Zea mays, 1742 nucleotides. Its product is annotated as Importin subunit alpha-2. The record is from RefSeq and is a predicted model, not a curated record. NCBI's taxonomy places the organism in Eukaryota, Viridiplantae, Streptophyta, Magnoliopsida, Poales, Poaceae. Gene Ontology annotation, molecular function: protein binding; nuclear import signal receptor activity. The transcript is spliced from 3 exons. Gene Ontology annotation, biological process: protein import into nucleus. Bases 148 to 483 code for a protein of 111 amino acids.